ACCAGCUAUCCCUGCAUUUCUGCAGCAAAGUCAAAAGAAGCCAGAGACUAAAUUGGCUAAGACUCUUAUGCUGGAAAGAGAGCACGGUGACAAGAUGAAUAUGCUGAUUUUCAAGUGUCUUCAGAUUGCUUUGCUGCUAGUUUUCUCUGGCAGAUACACCAUAGCAGAAAAGAAAACACAGCAAUCUAAGUGGACAUACAUAAUUCACAUGGACAAGUUCAAUAUGCCGGCAAGUUUCAACGAUCAUCUCCACUGGUAUGAUUCAUCCCUAAAAUCAGUAUCAGAAUCUGCAGAGAUGCUGUACACCUACGAACAUGUAGCUCAUGGCUUCUCCACAAGGCUAACUAACCAAGAAGCAGAGUUACUCGCAAAGCAACCGGGAAUUCUGUCGGUUAUCCCUGAAGUUAGGUAUGAGCUUCAUACAACUCGAACACCAGAGUUCCUCGGCUUGGAAAACACCACCACCACCACCACUCCUCUUUCGCUUGCCUCUGGAAAACAGAGCGAGGUGGUUGUUGGACUACUAGACACUGGUGUAUGGCCUGAACUAAAAAGCUUCGAUGACACGGGACUUGGUCCAGUACCCAGUAGCUGGAAAGGCGUGUGUGAGACAGGUAAAAACUUCAACUCAUCAAACUGUAACAGGAAGCUUGUUGGUGCAAGGUUUUUCCCCAAAGGCUACGAGGCAGCUUUUGGACCCAUUGAUGAAAAGGAAGAAUCAAGGUCACCAAGGGAUGAUGAUGGCCACGGAAGUCACACAUCAACUACAGCUGCAGGUUCUGCAGUUGCAAGAGCUAGCCUCUUUGGUUAUGCUUCUGGGACAGCAAGAGGCAUGGCCACACAAGCCCGAGUGGCCACUUACAAAGUAUGUUGGCUUGGUGGGUGCUUUACAUCAGACAUCGUUGCUGGAAUUGACAAGGCCAUCGCAGAUGGUGUCAACAUCCUUUCCAUGUCUAUUGGGGGAGGUUUACAGGACUACUACAAAGACAUUGUUUCUAUUGGAACAUUUGCAGCCACAGCACAUGGAAUACUAGUAUCUAUUUCAGCAGGAAAUGGUGGGCCUAGUGUAGGAACUUUGUCUAAUGUGGCGCCAUGGACAAUCACUGUGGGUGCUGGAACUAUAGACCGUAAUUUCCCUGCCUAUAUCACCCUUGGAAAUGGGAAGAGAUACACGGGUGCAUCUCUUUACAAUGGCAAACUACCAUCUGAUUCUCCACUACCACUUGUUUAUGCUGGUAAUGUUAGCAAAGAAUCCGACGGAAAUCUGUGUACCACAGGUAGUUUGAUUCCUGAAAAAGUUAAAGGAAAAAUCGUGAUAUGUGAUCGAGGAAGCAGUGGUAGAGUGGCAAAGGGUUCGGUGGUCAAGAGUGCUGGAGGCGUUGGGAUGAUUUUAGCAAACAAUGAAUACUACGGGGAAGAGCUAUUUGCUGACCCCUAUCUCCUCCCUGCAGCAGCUUUGGGCCAGAAUGCCGGCGAUGAAGUAAAGAAGUAUGUUUUCUCUGCUCACAAUCCCACGGCUAAAUUUGCAUUCGGUGGCACCCAGUUAGGGUUACAACCGUCCCCAGUUGUGGCAGCUUUCAGCGCAAGAGGACCAAAUGUGCUGACGCCAAAAAUACUCAAGCCAGACCUGAUAGCUCCAGGAGUCAACAUCCUAGCUGGGUGGAGUGGUGCAGUUGGACCAACUGGCUUGGACGUUGACAAAAGGCAUGUGAGCUUCAAUAUCAUCUCUGGAACAUCCAUGUCAUGCCCCCAUGUCAGUGGUUUAGCUGCACUCCUUAAGGGAGCUCACCCAGAAUGGAGCCCUGCAGCUAUAAGGUCUGCCUUUAUGACUACAGCCUACAGAACCUACAAAAAUGGGCAACCCAUACAAGAUAUUGCCACUGGGGUACAAGCUACACCGCUUGAUUAUGGUGCUGGACACGUGGAUCCAGUAGCUGCUCUUGAUCCCGGUCUUGUGUAUGAUGCUACUGUGGAUGACUACUUGAGCUUCUUCUGUGCCUUGAACUACACUUCGUCUCAAAUAAAGCUUGCUACAAGAAGACAGUUUACCUGCAACAAAAGGAUUAAGUACAGAGUGGAAGAUCUCAAUUACCCAUCUUUUGCUGUUCCUUUUGAUGCAGAUGAUUCAGGCAUACGGGGUGGUUCUCAGAAACCAAGCACUGUCCAGUAUAAAAGGAUUUUAUCUAACGUGGGCACCCCCUCAACAUAUACAGUUUCAGUGUUAUCGAUGUCUCCCUCAGUGAAGAUUGUAGUUGAACCACAAACACUAAGUUUCGGGAAACUGUACGAAAAGAAGAGCUACACGGUUACAUUCACGUCUUCUUCUUCAAUGCCUUUUGGCACAAACACCUUUGCUCAUCUGGAAUGGUCGGAUGGGAAACAUAAGGUCACUAGUCCCAUUGCUUUCAGCUGGAAUUGACUCUGAUAUUUGAAGGCCCUUACUCUGAAUUACCUGCUGCAAACAUUGGUCUGAGUACAAAAAAUAAUUGUAUCUCUUUGCUGUGUUGUUUUGGCCCAGCGAAGAAGCCUAACAGAGCCGGUCAUGUGUCUUUUUGCUCUUCUUUGGACAUUGAUAAAGAAUAAUUGUACAGAAAAAACAGGCU
Messenger RNA from Gastrolobium bilobum, 2603 nucleotides. RefSeq names its product subtilisin-like protease SBT1.7. Bases 68 to 2419 code for a protein of 783 amino acids. NCBI's taxonomy places the organism in Eukaryota, Viridiplantae, Streptophyta, Magnoliopsida, Fabales, Fabaceae. Gene Ontology annotation, molecular function: serine-type endopeptidase activity. Gene Ontology annotation, biological process: proteolysis. The transcript has a single exon. The record is from RefSeq and is a predicted model, not a curated record.